Molecule: messenger RNA, 557 nt
Organism: Mytilus trossulus (common blue mussel)
Lineage: Eukaryota; Metazoa; Mollusca; Bivalvia; Mytilida; Mytilidae
Exons: 4
Coding region: 114-557 (147 amino acids)
Source: RefSeq, a predicted model, not a curated record
UAACAAUUGAAUUUUAAUUAUGCGACCUUCAUUUUAAAUCAGACAUUUUAUUGUGCAGAACAACUUGACACGUUUUUAACACAAUUGAAAAGAUCAUAACAAUUUGUCCAGCAAUGAACAUAUUAAUGCAGAUGUGGAUUUACAGAAAACUUCUUGUUAGAUUUAUGGCACAGUAUUUUUAUUUACUGAAUGUUGCUGCUUCAGCGGAAGGAAUUGGAUGGAAGCUUCAAACAAUUCCAGCAGUAUUUGGUAGUGAUGUAGUGUUAGAGUGUAUACUUCCAUCAAGUACAUGCUGUGACAGAUACACCAGGAGAUGGCUAGGUGGGGGAAAUCUGAAUUUGCUGAUAAUGGAUGGUAUAUCAUCAAAACCAGACAAAUACUCAGAAGAAUUUACAAAGGAAUCCCGUUCAUCCAAAUUAACAAUACAUAGUCUAGAUUCAAAGGAUGUAAAUAUACCGUAUCAAUGUACUUACGGGUUUUCAAAGGAUGUCAAAUUGCUCAAUAUGACAGACUACAAUUUUGAAAGCAAGGAUGCCAAUUAUGUUGGAAAACAUUAA